Diospyros lotus (date-plum) is the source of this 2137-nucleotide messenger RNA. Its product is annotated as expansin-A12. Bases 1210 to 1986 code for a protein of 258 amino acids. The record is from RefSeq and is a predicted model, not a curated record. Gene Ontology annotation, biological process: plant-type cell wall organization. The transcript is spliced from 3 exons. Gene Ontology annotation, cellular component: extracellular region. NCBI's taxonomy places the organism in Eukaryota, Viridiplantae, Streptophyta, Magnoliopsida, Ericales, Ebenaceae.
AAUUAUUAUAAAAUUUUAAAUUAUUUAACGCAAUAUUACACUUUUUAAACAAUUGAACACAUCACGUUCUAAGAUGGAGAUUCACACAAGUAGAACUUGUGAUUGGCAGUAGUAGUGAGUUCCUACCCUAGAGCCAGCCUGAUGUUUGGCCAAAUUUUGCUCAUUUAGGUAUUGUUGUCUUUAAAUAAUUUUUAUAUUUAGAAGAUUUUUGAUUAUUUUGAACUCGCUAUCUCGCUACUCCCUAGCUAGUAGCUAGUUCCAAUAAUAAGUUUUGUUUGCAUGAAUUCCAUGUCAUUUAAAAUUCUCUUGAUAUGACUACGUAUUAAUAUUUAAUAUAUUAUAUUAAUAUAAUACACAAUAUUAAGACAUUGUGUGUGCUUCGCCACCAUAAACUAUAUAUAAUGCUUGUUUAGGGAAUAUAUAUUUUUUGGAUGGUCUUAAAAUGCGAUCUGGUAGAGAUCUUUCUUUUAAUAUAUUUGUAUAAUUUAUUCUUUUUUAUUGUUAAGAGCAGUGAUGGAGUCGGGAUUUUGGGUCAGCUGGAAAGCAAAAGUCUCAAGUUUAUAUACUAAAUUUUGUUGUCAUUAUUUAAUUGUCCUCAUAUAUUUUUUUAUUUUAGGAGGGUAAAUGUUAGAGAGUAUUAUAAUUUAUAUGCACAACCUAUCAUUAAAUAUUAUAUGUAGUUCCACUCCUAUAUUUCUUUAUUUUUUAUCUAUAUAUAUAUUUUGAUCUUUUGUUGGAGGGUUCGGGCUUAAUAACAUUUCCGUCUUUAGAAAUUUAUCUGAAAAUUAAGUACACCGACAGGGAUGAGUAUGAAAUUAAGACGCAGAUAGAUAUAGAGAGCACAUGCAUGUGGUCUCUCUCUCUCUCAAUGCUUUCUUCUUCAACUCACUCACAGACAGUCACAGCCUGCCGUCAGUUCGUACGUACCACAUUACUCCGUACACCUUAAACGCGUCGAUCGAUCCACUUUUUAUCCUUAAUUUUACCAAUAUAUUAUAUCUAUAUAUAUAUAUAUAUAAUCACCGACUCCAUUCCCGCGUUCUCUGUGCACAUCUCUGGAUUAAUUAUUCUAGCCUAUAUAUAAUUGGCUCCACUCUCUUAACACUUCCAUAUCGAUCAUCCAUGCAGAUCAACUACUACGAAUCAUUCUGAUCUGAAUAUUACAUUCAUAUCAGUUUCGAACAUCACCGGCCGCCGGCGGCAAUAAUAAUGGCCACUCUUCUCUAUAAUGCUUCCUUCUUCUUCUGGCAACUUUUUUUCCUUCUUCUGGGUUUCUCCUUCGCCGGAAUCCAUGGCCGGGGCUACCGUUGGCUUGACGCCCAUGCAACUUUCUACGGCGCUAACCAAAGUCCAUCCACCCCUGGUGGGGCUUGUGGCUACGAAAAUACAUUCAGUGCCGGAUUCGGGACGAACACGGCGGCAGUGAGCGGCGUUCUCUUCAGAGGGGGCGACGCGUGUGGCGCUUGCUACCAACUCAUGUGCAACUACAGGGUGGACCCCAAGUGGUGCCUCCGCCGCCGCUCCAUCAGCGUCACUGCCACCAACUUCUGCCCUCCCAACAACAAUGGAGGGUGGUGCGAUCCCCCUCGCCAGCACUUCGACUUGUCCAUGCCUGCCUUCUUCCGGAUAGCCAAGCAAGCCAACGAAGGCAUCAUCCCCGUACUCUAUAGAAGGGUGGCAUGCAGAAGGAAAGGAGGAGUCCGUUUCACUUUGAAGGGGCAACCGAAUUUCAACAUGGUGAUGAUCUCCAACGUGGGCGGGAGCGGCGAGAUUAAGGCCGCCUGGAUCAGAGGCUCCAAGAGCAGAUCGUGGGUGGCAAUGCGCCGGAACUGGGGCGCCAACUGGCAAACCGGCGUGGAUCUCCGAAGCCAAACCCUCUCCUUCAAGCUGCUGUUGGCCGAUGCCAAAUCCCAGCGCUUCCUAAAUGUUGUGCCUUCCUCUUGGCAAUUUGGCCAAUCUUUUGCUUCCAAAACUCAAUUUAUCUGAUCUCGAUGAUAUAUAUAUAUAUAUCAUUAUUAUAUAUACUUAAUGCAUUAAGAUUAACUGUCAUUAAUUACUUACCCCGUGUAUUCUAUCUUAAAUGGUUCGUUCGAUCGAGAACAUUCCAUAUUCUCAUAUGUUCUUUGACUUUUCCCAA